This is a messenger RNA of Sclerotinia sclerotiorum 1980 UF-70, 3177 nucleotides long. RefSeq lists its product as hypothetical. Gene Ontology annotation, molecular function: DNA-binding transcription factor activity, RNA polymerase II-specific; RNA polymerase II cis-regulatory region sequence-specific DNA binding. Gene Ontology annotation, cellular component: nucleus. The transcript is spliced from 6 exons. Gene Ontology annotation, biological process: regulation of transcription by RNA polymerase II. The record is from RefSeq and is a predicted model, not a curated record. Bases 1 to 3177 code for a protein of 1058 amino acids. NCBI's taxonomy places the organism in Eukaryota, Fungi, Ascomycota, Leotiomycetes, Helotiales, Sclerotiniaceae.
AUGGCUACCAUAGCCGCAGAUGAUUCUCCUUCUGAAGAGGAGAGUGUCAGUCGUAGACCCUCAUCAACAUCAACAACGCCUGAUGACAAUGAUCACCUAUGCCCUCAUCCAGGUUGUCAUAAAUCCUUUGCUUCUAAAACUGGGCUUGACAAUCAUUUUAGGGUUCACCUCACUGAUUCUGACAAGCCAUUUAUCUGUCCUCAUCCAGGAUGUGAUAUGCGCUACACAGGAAAGAGGGCCGUGGAUCGACACUACAAUCUUAAGCACACGGAUCAAAGUAACUGGCUUAAUUGUCCUGCAGAAGAGUGUGAUGCUUCGUUUCCUGAAGAAAGACAACUCAAACUGCAUCAAGUAGAACACGGUGUGUUCCGUUGUACUGCAACACGCUGUGUAUAUGAAUGCGACAGUGAACAGGAGUUGUAUAAUCACAGAGAGCGGAAUCAUACUAAACCUGACAUUUACGAAAGCCGUAUUGGUAAGAAGACAUCAGGAAAGUCUAAAAAGGCAGGAUCCAAAACUUCUCGCACAAUGUCAUCUGAUCAAGUUUCAGAUGAAGAGGAAACAGGAGAUGAGAUCAUUGUUGAUGACCGGCAAGGAGAGGACGAGCACUACCAUGAUGAUCAUGAUGAAGAGAAUGAUGCUUUCCUCAAGCAGGCUCCCUUUGACAAUUAUGUGGAGGAUUCCGAAAAUCAAAUCACCAAGAAAUCAGAGAAAAAACCUUGGAUGUGUCCUAAGCCAAACUGUAGAAUACGUCACGUAAAUCGAUUUGAUCUUAUUUCUCAUUGGCAGGACGCGCAUAGCGAACUACCAGAACCGUCUAAUUUUGCACUUCUAUACGCCUCAAAACUUUCCGAUGAUACUACCGCUAAUGUGGCCAAUGCACAUGAAGGACAAUCCAGUACUCUUCAGCCAGGUCGGAUCAACCAGAGGGAUAUAAGUCACGAUAAUUCAGUUCCUUACAAUACUGGUCUUCAAAGAUCAAGUGAUCAUCAGCAGGAAAAAAGAAGUGCUAAUAGUACAGGAAGUCCAAUGCCACAGACUACAAAUAUGAAUGGGUUAAAGGCAACAAAAGCUACCACUUCAACUUCAUCCAUUUCUUCUUUGCGUUCUCCAUCAACGCCAAACACUCAAACUCGUAUUGCUCAUCUAAGAUCCCUUAACGGUCCUCCAAUCGUUCCAUCUCCAUGCCAUACUGCAAAUAUAGCACGUCCAAGUUCUGCUUCAGCUACUUCUUCGGAAAAUUCUUCUACUUCUUCUACGCGUCGUGUAGCCAAUGUUCAGCGUACGAAUGAAACUACCCCAGCUAUAGCUCGUCCAGUUCAUCAUCGUCAAAAUGGCCCUCCAACUACUUUCGGUCGGGCGGUGGAAGCUCAACGACUCAAUCCUUCUCCCGCUAGAAGUAACAAACCUUCUAACAAUUCUGCUCCAGCAACACGCCUUAAUUCAGCUCGCCAUGCUGCCACUGACUCGCCUAGAGUGACCGGUGCUCCUGGUUCUCAUGCUAAUGCCAAAAUGCGUACCCAAGAGCAAUCUCAAUCUACUUCCCUUGCUUCUUCCACCCGAUCUUCCCCAAGGGGUUCGGAUGACGAAGAAGAAGAAGCUCUAUUUGUAUCACCUCCAGCUACCAACAAAAUCCAAGCUACAGCACCUAAUUCCCGCGCUUUAGGUGUUCGAGGUUUUGCAAAUAUGCCAUUACCAAGAGAUCAAGAGUCUGAUGAGGAAGACCUAAGACCAAGUCACAUCUUGAGGCAGGAAUGUCAAGCUGCAGCUGGUGAAUCAGAGAAUCCUAUUGGCCGUAAAGAUAAAGAUGGUAGAUCGUAUGAUGGUAAUGGUUCUGGUGCGAAAAUUUAUGGUGCCCCGUUGUCGGGUAUUAGGGGUUCUUUUGGUAAUAAUUCUAGACCUCGUGAGGUUAAGAAGAGUGGAAAGUCUGCAAGAACGGCUUCAUCUAAGUCAAAUGAUUCGGAUGAUGAUUUUGAUAUUGAUGAUAGUGAGUUGAGUUCAUCUAGUGACUCAUUUGAAGGGACACCUCGACUUUAUCAUCGCUCAAAAGAUCGUGACGACACACGUCCUUCCGACUCUCAUCGUUGCCGUUCCUCCAAUAAUUCCCGUCCACUAAGAACUCCUAGUCCUCAUAACGACGGAUAUCGUCCCUACGAAGUUUAUGGUCCAGAUCUUGACUCUCCACCACCAUCCUAUCUCAUCAAAUCUCCUGGUGUAAUUGACCGCACCCUUCCAUACCCCGAUCGUGAAGAAAAUAAAUUCCUAUCAGAUGUCGCUCAAGUUCAACCUGAUGAUCUCUUCGAUGCUGACGACAUCUUUUUCACAUUUCAAGGUCAGACUCCUCAUGAAAUAGAAGUUCAAGCACGUUUAGAUGCAGAAAAAGAAGCUAUGAGAGCAAAUGCAUAUGGUUCUAGAUUUCGUGCCCCAAUGCAUUUCGAUCAUUGUCCAUACACAGCUCCGAUUUGUCGAGGGGAACGCCAAACUUGGAUAGCAGAAAGAAAACGAAUCGAUACUACAGAAGCUCGUGAUGAUUAUUUCGAAGAUGUAGAGAUACUAUUGGGAAUUGAUCGUGAUGGUAAUCGUCACAGUACUUCUAAUUCAAAUAAACCUGUUUCCGCCGUUUUCACCAAGGGAAAAAAAGCCACUUGCGCGGGUCCAGCUCGUGUUAAAAGAAAAUAUAAUUGGCGGGAUCCGGAUUCGAAGAAUAAACGUCUUCGUGGCCGUAUUACUCGUGGUGCUCAAAAUUCUCGUUCUCGUGGUCAAGCACAAGUUGAUGGUGCGGAUGAACAGGUUGAUAUCAAAGAUCCUUCUUGGGCUUGGAGUUGGGCUUGGAGUGAGGCUGCAGGAGCGGUUGUUAAUAUUCGUGAGCCUGGUACGUUGUUUCGUGGGACUCGUCUAAGUGACGGGUCUACUCGAAGUGGUGGUGCGAUUCCUGACUUUGGUCCUCGUGCUUCUGGUGGUUUGGCUGGUCAGGGUUCUCUUGCGACUGCGAAUGUUUCCCAUGCUUCUGUUGGUUUGGCUGGUCUGGAGCAUCCUGGUAUCUCUGGUAACACUUCUGCAGUUACUGGUAAUGGUGGCGAAGCAGGUAUUACUCAUGCUGAGGAGUCAGCGGUCACUGGUAAUAGUACCGAAACCGCUGUUGUUCCCACUGAUGAAGAGGUAACUGCUACCGAUUAG